Molecule: messenger RNA, 1429 nt
Organism: Gossypium raimondii (Peruvian cotton)
Lineage: Eukaryota; Viridiplantae; Streptophyta; Magnoliopsida; Malvales; Malvaceae
Product: probable plastid-lipid-associated protein 12, chloroplastic
Exons: 11
Coding region: 57-1259 (400 amino acids)
Source: RefSeq, a predicted model, not a curated record
UCUCAAAACGGAACAAACUGCUCAGGGCAGACUAGGCAGUGUCAACACAGACACUUAUGGCUCUAAUAGAAAAUCUGAACCUAUGGCCUCCAUCGAACCUGCAGAGAAACCUUGCUUUAAACUCCCCUCCAAAGCUCUUCAACUUCAAACCUUCUGCAACUCAUUCGAUCCGCAAGACUCUCCACACUUGUCGCUGUUCUCUUGUGAAUGAACAACAGCAACAACAGGCUUCCUUUACAGACCAAGAAAAGCAGCUUAUCGACGCACUCAUUGGGAUCCAAGGCCGAGGCAAAUCAGCUUCUCCUCAGCAACUCAAUGAUGUGGAGCGUGCAGUUCAAGUUCUGGAAGGCCAAGACGGCGAGGGAGAUCCCACAAGCUCUGAUCUAAUUGAAGGUCGGUGGCAGUUGAUGUUUACGACUAGGCCUGGCACAGCUUCCCCAAUUCAGAGAACAUUUGUUGGGGUUGACUUUUUUAGUGUAUUUCAAGAGGUUUAUCUCCGGACAAAUGAUCCACGAGUUGCCAACAUCGUAAAAUUUUCUGACUGGAUAGGUGAACUAAAAGUAGAGGCGGCAGCAUCAAUAAAAGAUGGAAAACGGAUCCUCUUCCAGUUUGACAGAGCUGCCUUUUCAUUUAAAUUCUUACCAUUUAAGGUACCAUAUCCAGUCCCAUUUAGACUUCUUGGAGAUGAAGCCAAGGGUUGGUUAGACACUACAUAUCUGUCUCAUUCUGGAAAUCUCCGUAUUUCAAGAGGAAAUAAGGGCACUACAUUUGUGCUUCAAAAGAGGACUGAUCCUAGGCAAAAGUUGUUAGCAGCUAUUUCCACGGGAACAGGAGUUGAAGAGGCAAUUGAUGAGUUUAUCUCCUUAAGCAAGAGUGGGGCUAAAGAUGAACCAGUACUCUUAGAGGGAGAAUGGCAGAUGAUAUGGAGCUCACAGAUAGAAACAGAUAGUUGGCUAGAAAAUGCCGGCAAUGGUCUUAUGGGCAGUCAGAUUGUCAAGAAUGAACAAAUGAAGUUUCUAGUGAACAUCUUACCUGGGAUCAGAUUCUCCAUGAUUGGCAAGUUUGUCAAAUCAGGCACAAAAACAUAUGAUGUUACAAUGGACGAUGCAGCCCUGAUUGGUGGUCCAUUUGGGUACCCUUUGGAAAUGGAGACCAAGAUCAAUAUGGAGCUUCUAUAUAAUGAUGACAAGAUCAGGAUUUCCAAGGGCUACAAUAAUAUUUUGUUUGUCCACCUUCGAGCUUCAGAUGGGUCAAAAUAGAUAAAGAAAAAGUGAAUAGCAACCUGUACUUCUAAUGUUCUAUGGCAACUCGAGUCCCUUUAGGCUGUAUAUAAUGCAUCUCAACACUAUAUUUCAAUGUAAUAGGCUAUUUAACAAUUUUACUAUUAUGGAAUCUUAAUUGGUGCAAUUUAUUCACCCAAAAUUUUAUA